AUGGAAAACAGAUUCGUCGACACAAGUGAUACUCUAUAUGGAGACGAAAGUACCAGUCCGAUCUACGGCUAUCAAGACCAAGUUAUUACAACAUUGGAAGAAGCUAUUCAAGGCAUCAGACACGAAAUCCUUCGAAUUGAUGAUUACGUAACGCAAGCAAAGCAAAAAUACAGGAGACCAUGUAUAUUAACAGAGGAUGAGUUUGCAUCCAUCUAUCUUUAUACAAUGACCGGCUCAGGUUUUUCCUCAAGGCUAAACGGUCGUCUUCGAGCCAUGGACAAAGGACCGUUAAAACCAUGGUUUCCAUACUUAAAGCUCUUCAUCACGGCUCUCAAUAAGUUACCUUCGUUCAAAGGUAUUGUGUGGCGCGGUAGGCCGGAGAUAAUUGAUGCUAAUUCUGAUGAUAAGCACGAAACUUGGUGGGGAGUAACUUCGACUUCGAAAGAUCCCAAGAUUGUCGAACCUUAUCUUGGAAAAUCUGGUACUGGUACUAUUUAUGCUAUUGAAGUCAUAAAUGGAAAAGAUAUUUCGCAAUAUUCAGCUGUUCUUAGCCAGGAACAGGAAAUUAUCCUCAUGCCAGGUACACGAGUACACCGUAAAAGUGAACCAGUUGAAAUCGUCAACAAACCGUUCCUAUACUCGUUCGAAGAAUGUACGAGUAUUCCACAAGGCAAACAUGUCAUGCUGUCUUAUGAGAACAAUGACAAAGCUGUUGUUUUGGAAAUAUAUCAAUAUCUGUAUAAUAGGUCGAUACCAGUUUGGUUCGACGAAAAUAGAUCGAAUAAUAAUAUUUAUGACAGCCUUGCAAUUGGAGUAGAAAAUGCAGCAUUCGUCGUAUGUUUUCUCAGUCCGGAAUACGAAAGCUCAGCACGCUCUCAAAUAGAACUCGAAUAUGCGCAAAAGCGUCAUAAGAAGAUCAUUCCAUGUCUAACUAAAACGGAAGAAACUUGGAGAUCGAUCCGUUGGCUGAGUCCUAUUCUGGAGGGAGUGAAACAAGAAAAUUUUCGGCAUUUCUCACCGUCCAAUGAUAUUGAUUCUGAAAUGGAUUAUUUAUUGUUGAUACUUCAAAAAAUGGUAUAUGUACCGGAAGAAAAUUCAGAACGACUCAACAUUCGAUUCGAACUGAUUAAAUAUGAAUAUUUAUGCAACAGUAAAAUAGAACGAUUCAUGAAUCCAGCGGUAACUUUUCCAAUCGACCAGAGUUAUAUCAAUUUGGUCAUCGUAGAAACCAAAGAAACUCGGGAGAAAGAGGGGAAACUUAAAGAAACUCAAAACAUUGGAACAAUUCUUGGCACGUACGAAGAUAUAUAUGGCAGUAAGACUCCAAUUGAGGUUAAAGAUAUUUUCGAAAAAUGCAAAGAUCAGAACAAACGCAUAUUAGUUUUUGGUCGCGCUGGUAUUGGAAAGUCAACAUUUUGUCGAUAUGCUGCCUAUCAAUGGGCAACCAGUGCAAUUUGGUCAGAAUAUGAACUGGUUGUGGUCGUUCCUUUACGAUCUCUAACAGGACCAAAGUAUAACGCUAACAAAGAGUAUAAUCUCGUGGACAUUUUGAUAAAUCAAUAUUUUUUCGAUCGAUCUCUAUCAACUGAGGAGAAGAAUACGUUAGAAAAUAAGAUUCACACAGGCCGAAUUCUGUGGCUACUCGAUGGUUAUGAUGAAAUAGUACAGGAAACAUCUUUACAUCUGCAAAACUUACUCGAACGGCUGCUCAAAACUCCACAUCAUAUCGUUACAUCUCGUCCAUAUAUGAAUACUUUAUCGUACUUCGUGCACAUGGAAAUCACAGGCUUCACAAAAGAAAACGUCAACAACUACAUCAAGUUGUUCUUCACUCAGUUAGGAAACUCAUCACACAAAGGUGACAACUUACUAAACUUUCUCAGAUCGAAACCCAAGAUUUGGGGCAUCGCACAUAUUCCCAUCAAUCUCGAGCUCAUUUGUAGCACUUGGAGCAAUAUUGAUUGGACACAAACAAAAACAGUAACGAUUACAAUACUAUAUGAUAGAUUGACCGACUGGAUCUGCCGUCGAUACCUCGAGAAACAAAAAAAGAUGUCACCAAUCGAAACUACUCGAAUGGAUAAAACAGAUGUUUAUGACGAAUGUCGUAAGGAGUUGGCGUUCUUGGAGAAUCUCGCCUUCCAAGGAAUGGAAAACAAUGUUAUUCUUCUAGGUCCACAAUUACUAAAAGAGGCCCAAAAAGAGAGCAGAUGCAAGUUAAAAGAGUGUCCGAACUUAUUCAAUGUUGGGUUACUAAAAUCAUACGACUCAAAUUCAGGUAGCAUUGGAACACGAAUCGAAGCAGAUAAGCACUAUUACUUCGUUCAUCUCAGUUUUCAAGAACACUUUGCCGCUCGUUACUUAGCCAACGCGCUUUCGAAUACUAAACGCGACCAAGCAACGCAAUUCAUUCGUGAAAACAAAUAUAAUAGGAGAUAUCAAUUACUCUUUACAUUUUUAUCCGGUUUGUUGAACGAAGAUCAAGAACCUAAAUGCAAUCGAGCAUUUUGGGAUGCUGUACUCAAUGAACCUUUGGACAUCAUCGGCGUGCGACACGUGGCGCUUGUAAUUCAGUGUCUAGAUGAAGCAGUACCAGCUCAAACAUUCAUUGAGUCACAACAAUUGCUUGAGAAGAUCACACAAUGGCUGGAAUACGCUUUAAGCAGUGGAUCGCAAUAUUUAUCCAACCUUCUCACACAGACACUACGCACAUGCCAUGCAAUUUGCAACGAACCACGAUUCCAACAGUCCAUAGUCCAACUAUUCAACAAUCAACUAUUCCCCAAUCGAAACAUGGUAUUGUCAUUUAUAUCAAAUAUUCCACUUACCAACCCCAUCGAACCGCUACUACUAGCGUUACGCGAGGCACUCAAGAGCCACGAUCGUCGGGUGCGAAGUAGUGCAUGUGACGCAGUUGGUCGUAUGGGUGAAAAAGCAGUCACGAAGGAACUGAUCGAUGGACUUGUCGAGGCACUCAAGACCGACGAUGGUCUGGUGCGAAGUAGUGCAUGUGACGCAGUUGGUUGUAUGGGUGAAAAAGCAGCGACGAAGGAAGUGAUCGAUGGGCUUCUCCAGGCAUUCAGGAGCGACGAUGGCCCGGUGAGGAGUAGUGCAUGUGACGCACUUGUUAAUAUUGGUGAAAAAACAGCCACGAAGGAAGUGGUCGAUGGGCUUCUCGAGGCAUUCAAGAGGGGCGAUGGUUGGGUGAGAAGUGAGGCAUGUGACGCACUUGUUGGUAUUAUUGAAAAAGCAGCCACGAAGGAAGUGAUCGAUGGAUUUCUCGAGGCACUCAGGAGCGACAAUUAUUCCGUGAGGAGUAGUGCAUCUGACGCACUUGGUCGUAUGGGUGAAAAAGCAGCCACGAAGGAAGCGAUCGAUGGAAUUCGCGAGGCACUCAAGAGCGACGAUGAUCGGGUGAGAAGUGAGGCAUGUGACGCACUUGUUGGUAUUAUUGAAAAAGCAGCCACGAAGGAAGUGAUCGAUGGAUUUCUCGAGGCACUCAAGAGCGACAAUUAUGCCGUGAGGAGUAGUGCAUGUAACGCACUUGUUCAUAUUGGUGAAAAAGCAGCGACGAAGGAAGUGAUUGAUGGGCUUCUCAAGGCACUCAGGAUCGGCGAUGGUCGGGUGAGGAGUAAUGCAUGUUACGCACUUGGUCGUAUGGGCGAAAAAGCAGCCACGAAGGAAGCGAUCGAUGGGCUUCUCGAGGCACUCAAGAGCGACGAUGGUCUGGUGCGAAGUAGUGCAUGUGACGCAGUUGGUCGUAUGGGUGAAAAAGCAGCGACGAAGGAAGUGAUCGAUGGGCUUCUCGAGGCACUCAAGAGCGACGGUGGUUGGGUGAGAAUAGGUGCAUGUUGGGCACUUGUUCAUAUUGGUGAAAAAGCAGCGACGAAGGAAGUGAUCGAUGGGCUUCUCGAGGCACUCAAGAGCGACGAUGAUGGGGUGAGAAGUAGUGCAUGUAAGGCACUUGUUCAUAUUGGUGAAAAAGCAGCGACGAAGGAAGUGAUCGAUGGGCUUCUCGAGGCAUUCAGGAGCGACAAUUAUUCCGUGAGGAGUAGUGCAUGUUACGCACUUGGUCGUAUGGGUGAAAAAGCAGCGACGAAGGAAGUGAUCGAUGGGCUUCUCGAGGCACUCAAGAGCGACGGUGGUUGGGUGAGAAGUAGUGCAUGUGACUCACUUGUUGGUAUUAUUGAAAAAGCAGCGACGAAGGAAGUGAUCGAUGGAUUUCUCGAGGCAGCCAGGAGCGACAAUUAUUCCGUGAGAAGUGAGGCAUGCGACGCACUUGUUCAAAUUGGUGAAAAAGCAGCCAUGAAGGAAGUGAUCAUUGGCUUGGGCUGUGCUUUGGAAUACCAAUUCAGUGACAUGGUGCAAAUGAGAUCGUCAAAACUUUUAACAACAAUCCAAGCUGCCAAUUCUGACACUGGACUUCGUACUCAACAAGGAACUAUCUAUGGUCGACAAACUGAAGCAUCCAUUGAAUAUCUCGGUAUUCAAUAUGCAAAAGUAAUUCGAUGGAAACCGCCCAUCGACCUUGCUUCAGAGAAGUUUGCAAAUGGUUCAUACCAUGCAGUAUCAUUUGGUCCAUGCUGUUUACAGCCGAAAACUGCUGAUUAUAUUCCGAAUCAAAAUGAAGAAUGUCUCUAUCUAAAUAUUUACAAACCAAUUAUUCCAUCGAAUUCGUCUUUGUUGCCCGUACUUGUUUGGAUUCACGGCGGUGCUCAUAAUCAUGGUUGCUCNNGCUCGAAACUGAACCAUUUUACGAGUAUUCCACAAGGCAAACAUGUCAUGUUGUCCUAUGAGAACAAUGACAAAGCUGUUGUUUUGCAAAUAUAUCAAUAUCUGCAUACUAGAUCGAUACCAGUUUGGUUCGACGAAAAUAUAUCGAAUAAUAAUAUUUAUGACAGCCUUGCAAUUGGAGUAAAAAAUGCAGCAUUCGUCGUAUGUUUUCUCAGUCCAGAAUACGAAAGCUCAGCGCGCUCUCAAAUAGAACUCCAAUAUGCGCAAAAGUGUUAUAAGAAGAUCGUUCCCUGUCUAACUAAAACGGAAGAAACUUGGAGAUCGAUCGGCUGGUUGAGUGCUAUUCUGGAGGGAGUGAAACAAGAAGAUUUUCGGCAUUUCUCACCGUCGGAUGAUAUUGAUUUUGAAAUGGAUAAUUUAUUGUGGACACUUCAAAAUAUGGUAUAUGUACCGGAAGAAAAUUCAGAACGACUCAACAUUCGAUUCGAACUGAUCAAAUAUCAAUAUUUAUGCAACAGUAAAAUAGAACGAUUCAUGAAUCCAGCGGUAACUUUUCCAAUCGACCAGAGUUAUAUCAAUUUGGCCAUCGUAGAAACCAAAGAAACUCGGGAGAAAGAGGAGAAACUUAAAGAAACUCAAAACAUUGGAACAAUUAUUGACACGUACGAAGAUAUAUAUGGCAGUAAGACUCCAAUUGAGGUUGAAGAUAUUUUCGAAAAAUGCAAAGAUCAGAACAAACGCAUAUUAGUUUUCGGUCGCGCUGGUAUUGGAAAGUCAACAUUUUGUCGAUAUGCUGCCUAUCAAUGGGCAACCGGUGCAAUUUGGCCAGAAUAUGAACUGGUUGUGCUCGUUCCUUUACGAUCUCUAACAGGAUCAAAGUAUAACGCUAACAAAGAGUAUAAUCUCGUGGACAUCUUGAUAAAUCAAUAUUUUUUCGAUCGAUCUCUACCAGUUGAGGAGAAGAAUACGUUAGAAAAUAAGAUUCACACAGGCCGAAUCUUGUGGCUACUCGAUGGUUAUGAUGAAAUAGUACAGGAAACAUCUUCACACCUGCAAAACUUACUUGAACGGCUGCUCAAAACCCCACAUCAUAUCGUCACAUCUCGUCCAUACAUGAACACUUUAUCGUACUUCGUGCACAUGGAAAUCACAGGUUUCACCGAAGAAAACAUCAAUAACUAUAUCGAGUUGUUCUUCAAUCAGUUAGACAACUCAUCACACCAAGGUGACAACUUACUAAACUUUCUCAGAUCGAAACCCAGGAUUUGGGGCAUCGCACAUAUUCCCAUCAAUCUCGAGCUCAUUUGUAGUACUUGGAGCAAUAUUGAUUGGACACAAACAAAAACAGUAACGAUUACAGUACUAUAUGACAGAUUGGCCGAAUGGAUCUGCCGUCGAUACCUCGAGAAACAAAAAAAGAUGUCACCAAUCAAAACUAAUCGAAUGAAUAAAACCGAUGUUUAUGACGAAUGUCGUAAGGAGUUGGCGUUCUUGGAGAAUCUCGCCUUCCUAGGAAUGGAAAACAAUGUCACUCUUCUAGGUCCACAAUUAUUAAAAAAGGCCCAAAAAGAGAGCAGAUGCAAGUUGAACGACUGUCCGGACUUAUUCAAUGUUGGGCUACUAAAAUCAUACGAUUCAAAUUCAGGUGGCAUUGGAACACGAAUCACAGCAGAUAAGCACUAUUACUUCGUUCACCUCAGCUUUCAAGAACACUUUGCCGCUCGUUACUUAGCCAAUGCGCUUUCCAAUAGUACACGCGACCAAGCAAAGCAAUUCAUACGCGAACACAAAUAUAAUCAACGAUAUCAAUUACUCUUUAUAUUUUUAUCCGGUUUAAUAAACGACGACCAAGAAACUAACUGCAAUCGACCAUUUUGGGACGCUAUACUCAAUGAUCCUUUGGAUAUCAUCGGCGCCCGACACCUGGCGCUUAUAAUUCAGUGUCUAGAUGAAACAGCACUACCUCAAACAUUCAUUCAGUCACAACAACUACUCGAGAAGAUCAUGCAAUGGCUCGAGUACGCUUUACGCAGUGGAUCGCGAUAUCUAACCAAACUUUUCGACCAGACACUUAGUACAUGUAAUGCAAUUUGCAAUGAACCACGAGUACAACAGACAAUAGUCCGACUAUUGAACAAUCAACAACUCACCAAUCGACACAUGGUAUUUUCAUUUAUAUCCAAAAUUCCACUUACCAACCCCAUCGAACCGCUCCUACUAUCACUACGCCAGGCACUGAGAAGCGACGAUGUUUCCGUGAGAAGUUGGGCAUGUGACACACUUGGCGGUAUUGGUGAAAAAGCAGCGACCAAGGAAGUGAUGGAUGGACUUCUCGAAGCGUUGACGACCGGUGAUAAUUCCCUGAGAAGUACUGCAUGUGACGCACUUAGUCGUAUGGGUAAAAAAGCAGCCACGAAGGAAGUGAUAGAUGCACUUAUCGAGGCACUAAGGAGCGAAAAUGAUGCCGUGCGAAGUUGGGCUUGUGACGCACUUGUUGGUAUGGGUGAAAAAGCAGCCACCAAGCAGGUGAUUGACAGACUUGUCGAGGCACUCAGGAGCGAAAAUGAUGCCGUGAGAAGUUGGGCAUGUAACGCACUUGGUCGGAUGGGUGAAAAAGCAGCUACCAAGGAAGUGAUCGAGCGACUAGUCGAAGCGUUGAGGAGCGACGAUAAUUCCGUGAGAAGUUCGGCAUGUGAGGCACUUGUUGGUAUUGGUGAAAAAGCCGCCACGAAGGAAGUGAUCGAUGGACUUGUUCAGGCACUCAGGAGCGACAAUGAUUCCGCGAGAACUUGGGCAUGCUACACACUCGAUCGUAUCGGUGACAACGCAGCCACCAAGGAAGUGAUCGAUGGGCUAGUCGCCGCACUCAGGAGCGACGAUAAUUCCGCGAGAAGUUCGGCAUGUGAGGCACUUGUUGGUAUCGGUGAAAAAGCAGCCACGAAGGAAGUGAUUGAUGGACUUGUCGAGGCACUCAGGAGCAACGAUGAAUCCGUCAGAAGUUCGGCAUGUAACGCACUUGGUGGUAUUGGUGACAAAGCAGCGACCAAGGAAGUGAUCGAUGGACUAGUCGACGCACUCAGGAGCAACGAUGAAUCCGUGAGAAGUUGGGCAUGUAACGCACUUGGUCGUAUCGGUGAAAAAGCAGCGACCAAUGAAGUGAUCGAUGAACUUGUCGAGGCACUCAGGAGCGACAAUGAUUCCGUGAGAAGUUCGGCAUGUAACGCACUUGGUCGCAUGGGUGAAAACGCAGCGACCAAGGAAGUGAUCGAUGGACUAGUCGAGGCACUUAGGAGCAACGAUGAAUCCGUGAGAAGUUGGGCAUGUAACGCACUUGGUUGUAUUGGUGACAAAGCAGCCACGAAGGAAGUGAUUGAUGGACUAGUCGAGGCACUCAGGAGCAACGAUGAAUCCGUGAGAACUUCGGCAUGUAACGCACUUGGUGGUAUGGGUGAAAAAGCAGCGACCAAGGAAGUGAUGGAUGGACUUCUCGAAUCGUUGACGACCUAUGAUAAUUCCCUGAGAAGUAGUGCAUGUGACGCUCUUAGUCGUAUGGGUAAAAAGGCAGCCACGAAGGAAGUGAUAGAUGCACUUAUCGAGGCGCUAUGGAGCGAAAAUGAUGCCGUGAGAAGUUGGGCUUGUCACGCACUUGUUCGUAUGGCUGGAAAAGCAGCCACGAAGGAACUGAUUGAUGGACUUAUCAAGGCAUUUAGGAGCGAGAAUGAUGCCGUGAUAAGUCUUGCAUGUUUCGCACUUCUUCGUAUGGGUAAAAAAGCAGCCGCGAAGGAAGUGAUAGAUCGACUUCUCGAUGUACUGAGGAGCGACGAUAAAUGCUUGAGAAAAAUAGCAUGUGUCGCAUUUGGUCGUAUGGGUGAAAAAGCCGCCACGAAGCAGGUGAUUGAAGGACUUGUCGAGGCACUUAUGAGCCGCAAUGAUUCCGUGAGACGAUUGUCAUGUUACGCACUUGAUCAUAUGGGUGAAAGACAAGGCACGAAGAAAGUGAUCGAUGGACUUGUUGAGGCACUAAGGAGCGACAAUGAUUCCGUGAGAAGUCGUGCAUGUGAGGCAGUUGGUCGGAUGGGUGAAGAAGCAGCGAUGAAGGAAGUGAUUGAUGGACUUCUCGAAGCGCUGAGGAGCGAAGAUGAAUCUGUGAGAAGUUGUGCAUGUGGCGCUCUUGGUCGUAUGGGUGAAAAAGCAGCGGCCAAGGAAGUGAUCGUUGGACUUACCGAGGCACUUCGUAGCUACGAUGAAUACGUGAGAAGUAGCGCAUGUUACGCACUUGUUGAUAUGGCUGAAAAAGUAGCCACGAAGGAAGCCAUCGAUGGACUUUUCGAAGCACUCAGGAGCGACGAUAAAUACGUGAGAAGUAGCGCAUGUGACGCACUUGUUGAUAUAGGUGAAAAAGCAGCCACCAAGGAAGUGAUCGAUGGACUUGUCGAAGCGUUGAGGAGCGACGAUAAUUCCGUGAGAACAAGCGCAUGUGGCAUACUGUGCCGUAUGGGUGAAAAAGCAGCCACCAAGGAAGUGAUCAUUAGUUUGGACUGGGCUUUGGUAUGCGAGUGGAGUAAUAAGCAGGAGUCAUUGAGUGGUUAUACUUGGAUGAUGGGCGAGCGAGUAAGAUAUUAUCUCAUUGUAAUGUCUGCGUUAGGAGUGUUUUGGGACUCAGAGUUGCAAAUUGGAGACGCGGGUGAAAUCGCUAUGGAUUGUGUUCAGCGGCAAUUGAUAUCCCCAGUUAGACUUGUCAAAGUUUAUAUGGAGAGAGGGGAGCAGAUGUUUUUGCGUGGUGCUAUCUAUGCAUGUGUUAUCACUGAAACUGCGCUCGCUAUUCAUGGCAGUUGCUUGUGUAUUUAUGAUAGGGAAGGUGUGAGAAAAGUAUCUAUUCCGCCGGGUAGUGAGAGUUUGGUGGAUGAACUUCGAAAGGGUGCGUUUCGAGCGAUCGGCCAGCUUGAUUUGAAAGUUCACAUAGAUUGGAAUAGACCGGGAAAGCGAGAGCUGAGUGAUAAUACCAAUCCGUAUGAAAGAGGUCGAAAAUUAAGAUGUCGUAAAUAUAGCAAAUAA
Adineta ricciae is the source of this 9789-nucleotide messenger RNA. The record is from the annotation of a GenBank genome assembly. NCBI's taxonomy places the organism in Eukaryota, Metazoa, Rotifera, Eurotatoria, Adinetida, Adinetidae.